Rotaria socialis is the source of this 1020-nucleotide messenger RNA. Lineage: Eukaryota; Metazoa; Rotifera; Eurotatoria; Philodinida; Philodinidae. The record is from the annotation of a GenBank genome assembly.
AUGGAAAGUAACCACGAGCCAGUCAAAAAUGAAAAGGCUUAUUGGUAUUAUCAAUCAGAAGCGAAUCCUUGGUCGAAUACGUCAAUCAAUGAUUCAAAUAAAAUAAUAUGGACUAAAUAUCGAGAUCUUGAAAUAGAUCUUAUUGAAGAAGCGUAUCAAGAAAAAAAACCCUGUGUCAUAUUAGAUCGAUAUAGUAUUAAUUUUAAAUAUUUGAUUCAAAUAAAUCUAAAUGAUCAAACAAAACAACGACGAGUGAAACGUGAAAUAGCUUCUAAUCUAAUACAAUGUCUACGCGAGAAUCGUUUUGGGUCAACAGUUGCAAUAACAUCAACAUCUCCUUAUGGUAAUGGUGAUUCUUGGUGUCCAUUUUUAACAGCUUGGCUCAAUUCUUCGUCGGGCAAACAAGCCUUUCUUCACUUUCCUAAAUGUAUCGAACGCUGUGCUCAGGGUAUUAUAAGGGAAGCUGUUUUACAUGAUAGCAAUAGUAAUACAGAAGCAACGUAUAUGGCUGAAACACUUCGUAAAUAUUCUGGAAAAUCUCGUAGGGAAAUAGCUGAACUCUGUAUUUAUUUUUAUACAAAAGACAGUUUUCUAUAUUAUGUUCUAAAUAAAGCAUUGCGAGAACAUGAUUCUUCGAAAUUCGAAACAUUGGGUCCAUUGUGUUAUCUUAUUCGUGAUUAUUCUCGUCGUUCAAAAGAUUAUAUCGGUACAGUUUAUAGAGGAGUACAAUUGACCUAUGUGGAAAUAGAAGCGUACAAACAGCAUGUAGGCGAAUGGAAAACUUGGCCAGCAUAUACAUCAACUAGUCAAGAUCGUCAAAUGGCUGAAAUGUUUGGAAAUACUCUCUUUGUAAUUGAAAUAACUGAUGUUAAACUUUCUGCACCUCGUGCUCAAGACAUUGCUCAUUUAUCCAGUUAUCCAAAUGAAAAAGAAGUACUAAUGCCAGCUGGCGUUUCAUUUCAAAUUCUAAAAAUUGAACAAGAUGAAUCACAAAAAUAUAUUAUUCAUGUUAAAGUAUAA